Messenger RNA from Marmota flaviventris (yellow-bellied marmot), 3101 nucleotides. It is a transcript of the gene Dvl2, whose product is annotated as dishevelled segment polarity protein 2. Gene Ontology annotation, cellular component: cytosol. The record is from RefSeq and is a predicted model, not a curated record. Lineage: Eukaryota; Metazoa; Chordata; Mammalia; Rodentia; Sciuridae. Gene Ontology annotation, molecular function: frizzled binding. Gene Ontology annotation, biological process: canonical Wnt signaling pathway; intracellular signal transduction.
GCUAGCGUCGGCGGUGGCGGUGGCGCGCGGCCGCGGCAUCCGUGGCUCUAGGUCGCACCCUUCUGCCUACCGCCACUACCCCACUGCCUCACGCCUUUCCUUUACUCAUUUCCCGCACUGAGCGGGUCCUGGCCGCGCUCUCGCUCUUUGCGGUGUGCGCAGGCGCGGCGGGGGCGAUUAGCUCCGUUGGGUGGGCGGUGGAUCCCGGGAGCGCGCGGGCGAGACCAUGGCGGGUUGCAGCACAGGGGGCGUUGGUGCCGGGGAGACGAAGGUGAUUUACCACCUGGAUGAAGAAGAGACUCCCUACCUGGUGAAGAUCCCUGUCCCUGCUGAGCGCAUCACGCUCGGAGAUUUCAAGAGUGUUCUGCAGCGACCCGCGGGCGCUAAGUACUUUUUCAAGUCUAUGGAUCAGGAUUUCGGGGUGGUGAAGGAAGAAAUUUCAGAUGACAAUGCCCGCCUUCCCUGCUUCAAUGGAAGAGUGGUAUCCUGGCUAGUGUCAUCAGAUAACCCCCAACCCGAGGUGGCUCCUCCAGCCCAUGAGCCUCGGACAGAACUGGUGCCUCCACCCCCACCAUUACCCCCUUUGCCACCAGAGAGGACCAGUGGCAUUGGGGAUUCAAGACCUCCAUCCUUCCACCCUAAUGUGUCUGGCAGCCAUGAAAAUCUGGAUCCUGAGACAGAAACUGAGUCGGUUGUGUCACUGAGGCGGGAGCGGCCUCGAAGGAGAGACAGCAGUGAGCAUGGCGCUGGUGGCCACAGGCCCAGUGGCCCCUCCAGGCUAGAGCGCCACCUGGCUGGGUAUGAGAGCUCUUCUACCCUCAUGACCAGUGAGUUGGAGAGUACCAGUCUUGGAGACUCAGAUGAAGAUGACACUAUGAGCAGGUUCAGCAGCUCCACAGAGCAAAGCAAUGCCUCCCGCCUCCUCAAACGCCAUCGACGGCGGAGGAAACAGCGGCCACCUCGCAUGGAAAGGACCUCAUCUUUCAGCAGUGUCACAGAUUCCACCAUGUCUCUCAACAUCAUUACAGUCACACUCAACAUGGAGAAGUACAAUUUCCUGGGUAUCUCCAUUGUGGGCCAAAGCAAUGAGCGGGGUGACGGAGGCAUCUACAUUGGCUCCAUCAUGAAGGGAGGUGCUGUGGCAGCUGAUGGGCGCAUCGAACCAGGGGACAUGCUUUUGCAGGUGAAUGACAUGAACUUCGAGAACAUGAGCAAUGAUGAUGCCGUGCGGGUACUGAGGGACAUUGUGCACAAGCCAGGCCCCAUUGUGCUGACAGUGGCCAAGUGCUGGGAUCCCUCCCCUCAGGCCUACUUCACACUCCCCCGAAAUGAGCCCAUCCAGCCAAUUGACCCUGCUGCCUGGGUGUCACACUCAGCUGCACUGACUGGCACUUUCCCAGCCUAUCCAGGCUCCUCAUCCAUGAGCACCAUUACGUCUGGAUCCUCUCUGCCUGAUGGUGACUCCACAGUCCAUCCCCAUGGAAGGUUGGUUGGCUGGCCAUGGGUGGGAGUGGGCCCUGUCCCCUACUUCCCAUUGUCUUCUUUGUCAGGCUGUGAGGGCCGGGGUCUCUCUAUUCAUAUGGACAUGGCAUCUGUGACUAAGGCCAUGGCAGCUCCAGAAUCAGGACUGGAAGUCCGGGACCGCAUGUGGCUCAAGAUCACCAUCCCGAAUGCCUUUCUGGGCUCGGAUGUGGUUGAUUGGCUCUACCAUCAUGUGGAGGGCUUUCCUGAACGACGGGAGGCCCGCAAGUAUGCCAGCGGGCUUCUGAAGGCUGGUCUCAUCCGACAUACUGUGAAUAAGAUCACCUUCUCUGAGCAGUGCUACUAUGUCUUCGGGGACCUCAGUGGCGGCUGUGAGAGUUACCUAGUCAACUUGUCUCUGAAUGAUAAUGAUGGCUCUAGUGGGGCUUCAGACCAGGACACCCUGGCUCCUCUGCCUGGAGCGACCCCCUGGCCCCUACUGCCCACCUUUUCCUAUCAAUACCCAGCCCCGCACCCCUAUAGCCCCCAGCCUCCACCCUACCAUGAGCUUUCAUCCUACACCUAUGGUGGGGGCAGUGCCAGCAGCCAGCACAGUGAGGGGAGCCGGAGCAGUGGCUCAACAAGAAGUGAUGGGGGGGCUGGACGCACAGGGAGACCUGAGGAACGGGCCCCUGAGUCGAAGUCUGGCAGCGGCAGUGAGUCUGAGCCCUCCAGUCGGGGGGGCAGCCUUCGGCGGGGUGGGGAAUCUAGUGGGACUGGUGAUAUGGGCCCUCCUCCAUCUAGAGGCUCAACAGGAGGUACUCCCAAUCUUCGAGCCCACCCAGGGCUCCAUACCUAUGGACCUCCUCCAGGCAUGGCUCUCCCCUAUAACCCAAUGAUGGUGGUCAUGAUGCCCCCACCCCCACCACCUGUUCCUCCAGCAGUGCAACCCCCAGGUGCUCCUCCAGUCAGAGAUCUGGGUUCUGUGCCCCCAGAACUAACAGCCAGCCGCCAAAGCUUCCAUAUGGCCAUGGGCAACCCCAGUGAGUUCUUUGUGGAUGUGAUGUAGAGGGCACUCUGGGGUCAUGUUGGGUCUGUACCUUGGCCUGUCCAGCGUUGGCUUGGGUGUCCCUGUUCUGUGACUGGGUGUCUUGUCAAUCACCACCUUAUUGUUCCUUGCAGUGCCUGGGCUCAGCCUACCAUUUCAUUACCACUGUGACUUUCACCAACAGUGCCUGGUCCUCCCCCUUCCUUCAGGGGUAGACAAGGGACCUUUGGUUAUUUUUAGCUUUAUUGUUUUUUAUAAGCCUUUUGGGGGGUUGAAAUAGACUUUUUUACAUUUUUGGGAAUUUUUUAAAUAGACAUUUUCUUUUUUUGUAUGAAGAAUCCCUGUCUUCUGGGCCCCUUCUUCUAACCCCAGAAUGUGACCUCUUCUUCCAGUUGUCCAGUCAGCUCUGCCCUUUGCAGGGCCGGGGGGGUGAUCAGUGGUACACUGAGAGGAGGAAGGGGGUUGGACAUUCUAGACAGCAGUCCAAGGAAGCUGGGGUAUUUGGUAUUUGGGGGUUGUGUAGCUGCCUUUGUUAUUCUAUUUAUUUUAGUCACUUGUAUAAAACACCAAAUAAAGCAAUAGAGGCAAACUC